CAUAUCAAUGCCGAUCAGAACUGAAUCAAAGAAACCAACUGUUGAACUAGCGAUUUAUAUAUUAAGAAUCACAUUUGUAUACAAUAUUUAAGAUGGAUUUCACAGGACUUUUGAUAUCAGUCGUACUGUUGACAUCUCUUUGCGAAUGUGGAAACAUUCUUGUUGUUCCAGUGGAUUUUGGCUAUAACAGCAGAAUGAGAAAUGUGAUAAAAAUUGGAAGAAUUAUGUUGAAUGCAGGGCACCAAGUAACCUUCUUGCUUUCUGACCAGAUUGAACAUGAUGCUUUGUAUAAAAUAGGCGAGACAAGUAAUAUGAACAAAACAUUCAAUGUUAUACAUUUCAAGAAGCCACCUGUAGAUGUAUCCAAAGACAUGAAUUCUUUGAAUCAGGAUUUUAUAAACAGUUUGAUAGUGAGUGCUGUAGAUGCAUAUGACACUAUAGUACCAGUAUAUUCUGAUUUUAUUUCCUUUCCUCUGAAGGACAGAAGUAUUUGGAAAAAGUUUGCCAGGUCAAAGUUCGACUUGAUAAUAAGCGAUGAGCGUAUGUUUGUUUCAAGGGUUAUAAGUGCAAGUUUCAAUAUUCCAUUGAUUCUUUAUGAAAAUUGGGGACCGAUGAUUUUUGAUACAAAUCUUGUACAAAGAUUCAAUCUUGCAUAUGUUCCUGCUUUCCUUCACCCAUCCUCUGACAUUAUGUCUUUCUCAGAAAGAGUUUACAAUGUUUGGGAGUACUUUAAACUUCAAAAUGUGAACAGGAAAGUUUACAGUAUAUCUAUUGCAAUAUGUAAAGAAUUGGGUUAUGGCGAUCCCUGUGAUAACAUAGAGAAUGCUGACAAAACUGCCUCUUUGGUCUUUAUGAACAGAAAUGACGCACUUCAUUACCCAAUUCCCUUAAUGCCACAUGUUAUAUCUGUAGAAGGAUUUUUCCUCGAAGACCCAAAGCCUUUAGAUCAACACUAUGUCAACAUUAUUGAGAAAGCUGGAAAACAUGGGAUAAUUGUUGUGAGCUUUGGGUCAUUGUUCCGUAGACUCUGGCCAGAACUUCGAACCACAUUUGCCAAAGCAUUUGCUGCUUUGCCACAAACUGUGAUUUGGAGUUACGAAGGCCCUAUACCAGAAGGUCUUGGAAAUAAUACGAUAGUGAGUAAAUGGAUACCCCAAGAAAGCCUAUUGAAUCACCCUGCUACUAAACUAUUUGUGACACAGUGUGGAGCUUCAUCCAGCUUUCAAGCUUUGCAUUACGCCCUCCCUGUGAUUGGAGUACCAUUCUUUUUUGAUCAGCCUUUCUAUUGCCAGAAACUCUCCCAUAGAGUAAAAUCUGGUCAAACUGUUUCUUUGGAAGGAAUCACCAGCGAGAAACUUCAACGAGCCAUGAAGGAGGUUAUAGAGAAUAAAACAUACAAGGCGAAUGCUGAAAGAGCUGCUGCUAUAUACCAUGAUCAACCCAUACCACCAAAGGACAAACUUGUCUACUGGGCUGAAUAUGUAAUACGCCACAAGGGUGCACCCCAUUUACGAUCCCAAGCUGCUAAUGAACUGAAUUUCUUCCAAUAUUAUUUGCUCGACAUUAUAGCACUAGUGUGUUGUGUUUGCAUUAUCAUUGGAACAGUUCUGGUAAUUAUAGCCAAGAAAGUCAUUUGCUUUAUAUUCUCUUAUCAGAAGGACAAAUAUGAUUAAUAAAGUAUUUGCACAUAGCUAGGCAAGGUGUGUCCGAUUCUAGACAAUUAGAGGACAAUAUUUCAUAUAACUGCAUUGCAUUAUAUAACCAACAACUCACACAACGGGUCAUUUUAGAUCCAAGUGAAACU
Owenia fusiformis is the source of this 1804-nucleotide messenger RNA. The record is from the annotation of a GenBank genome assembly. Lineage: Eukaryota; Metazoa; Annelida; Polychaeta; Sabellida; Oweniidae.